Molecule: messenger RNA, 558 nt
Organism: Paramecium pentaurelia
Lineage: Eukaryota; Ciliophora; Oligohymenophorea; Peniculida; Parameciidae
Source: the annotation of a GenBank genome assembly
UAAUGGCAGAAUAGGAGUAAUAAUAAGCACCACCCGCUCCAGAAUAAGAAUAAGCACCCUAAGCUGAGAAGAAAGGAUUCGGAAGAGGAGGAAGAGGAUAAAGAGAAAGAAGAGAAGGAGGAGCCCCAAGAUAAAAUAGAGGUCCCAGAAGAUUUGGUGGAGAAUAAGAGUGGACACCAUUAACUAAAUUAGGUAGAUUAGUAAAGGCAGGCAAAAUUAAGAGUCUUGAAACAAUCUUCCAAUUCUCUAUUCCCAUCAAGGGUAAUUCUAGAUUAUUUACAAAAUUUAGAAUAUUAAAUAGUUGAUCAUUUCCUUAAGACUUUGAAGGAAGAACCACUUGCACUAGGACCAGUUUAGAAACAAACUUGUGCAGGUUAAAGAACAAGAUUUAAGGCAUAUGUUGUAGUUGGAGAUAAUCACUAACAUAUUGGUUUGGGAUGGAAAUCAGCNCCUCCUUAAACAUUAGAGGAUACACCUUGUAAUCGUUAAAUGACUGACGGAAAAAUUGAUGGUAUUACAUAUUUAGGAGAAGGUGAAACUUUUAAUUCAAAAUUUUGA